CACCUGUUUACUCUUCUCUUUCUCUUCUACACAGUUCCUCCACAUACACCACAAUCACAGAGCUCAGGAUAAUGGCAGACAAGAGUUUGGAAGACCUCGACCCCUUCAACUGCCCCAUCUGCCUGGAUGCCUUCCAAGACCCUGUGACGAUUCCCUGUGGACACAACUACUGCAUGAGCUGCAUUAAACACUACUGGGAGAAGAAUGGCAGCAGAGACGCAGGUUACACCUGUCCCGAGUGCAGAAAAACCUUCUCACCUCGACCUGCGCUCAACAAAAACACCAUGUUCGCAGAAGUGGUGGAGCGCUUCAAAAACACUGGCCUUCAGGACACUUCACCUGCACGUUAUAGGACACCUGUACACAUCAAGAGACAAAACGGCACUACACAAAACCCCAAACCUUCAAGGAUACUCCCAGAAAUGGACAGGACUCACCUGAGGUAUGACAGUCCUAGAGAAAAGCACACGGUUAUUGUUGUUGCCGGAGAGCCCAAAGAAAAUAUUUGUUUGCGCCACAGGACAGCUCCAGGUGUUUGUUCUCAGUUUUGUGCGUCUUGUUUUGAUGAAGCCUGGCGGCAACACAAAGCGUUUUCGGCGGCACCUCAGAUCACACAAACGCUGGAGAGCAGGACGACUCUUGUCAAACACGAGCACAGGAGUAGAGAUAAAACUACUGGACGCGACAAGAGGACAUCCAAAAAGAGGGUUCAUGCAAGUGGACACAGGAGUGGACAUACUCGAGGUCCUAGAAAAGGGCGCGAAAGUCAUCGGCGUAAAAGUAGUGGACACAGAAGGGACUCUCAUGAACACAGACAUCAUGCUGGACACAGAAAGAAGAGACUGGGAGUUAUGGUCAUGACAGGGAAUGGCACUGAGAGAACCAUUCUGGAUAAAAUUGGAUUGUAGGCUGGGAUUCAAAAGUGCCAUAUACUGCAUUGGUUUAAUAACUUAAAUUGUUCUCUACAUUUACAAAGUAGGUUCAUGGCUUCGAUAAGUUAAAAAAAUACCCAGAAACGGUUUUAAAAGCUUAUUUAUUACUCCCAUAGAGUAAUUUAUUAUACCCAUAGAAUCAAAAGGUCCAUGAUUGACCAUAUAUGGCUCGUGUCGUGAAUAUUAAUGAGCUCUGCUCUAGCGUGGGGCUCUUACAGAUGAGCAAACACACACACACACACACACACACACACACAGACACACACACACACACAAAAUAUGUUGUACACGGACAAAUACAAACCCUUAACCUAUUUUGCUCACCAGAUCUGUUGUGGAUAAAGGGUAAAUUAUAAUUAAACUUGACAAAAUAUAGUGAUAGAGAUGUAUGGCAUUGAAUUUUGAAGCUACAGUCAAAGAAAACACAGCCAGGAAUUAAUUUCAACCUCUGCGUGAACAUAUGGCAGUUGAGCUGAGUGAUUUGACACCAUUCAGCAGUCUACAUGCGUUUGUUGAAACACGCAAGUAGACUGCACAAUAAACACAAUAAAUUAUCAAAAUACGUAACUAAACAUACCUUAUGCCUCUUCAGAGUGGAGAUGAAUAAUUGUGUAAUCUGUAAAUCUUCCAUUUUGCAUUCUGAGGCCAGUUUGAACCUGCUUUUUGCUGUCCUUGCCCAGUAACACACAGUAAACAAAUUGCCGCUCACGCUUUCAAAAUAAAAGUCCCACAUACAUCAAUCUCAGUUUGCAUCAUAAAGGCUGCAUCCAGAUACUAUUGGAAAUGUAUGCUUAAAAAUAACUAAAGGAAGGAAAAUUAUCAUUGUAGUCUCACUGUUGCUUAUCAUACGCAGCAUGAGGCAUGCAUAUUAAUGAUCUCAGAGCUUUUUUAUGAUCUCUGAGCUUGAUGACAUGGCUGCUCGUCAGGUCCGGAUGAACAACCCAAAUUAGGCAUACAUGCAAACGAGGAGGGCAUGGACCGUGAGUCUCAUCACAGUUUGUUUUGUCUUCUGAUUGGCCCGUUGUCCACUGGGGCUUUACACUUGUGGAGUUCAGGGGCGUAUUUAGUGAUUUUGCGGCCCUAAGCAAUUUUAGCCAUAGGGCCUUAGUCCUGAAAUUCACCCUUUUUACUUUAAUUUAGUUUGUAUUUAUAUUGCUGUUUUUUUUAUACCACUCAGUCUUCUUUUCAACAUUUUAAAUUACCAUACAAUACAAUACUUUAUAGUCAGACUUGCAUCUGACAUUUUUCUUACAUAACAGCAUGAUAAAUACUCCUUACAAAGAGACAAAGAUGUACAAGAAAAACAAGAAAACACACAAUUCAAUUCAAUUAAUGCAAUCUCUACAUUUUAAACGAUUAGUUUUCUUAACAUGAAUUUACAACAAAUUAUAAUAUUUUAUUAUAAAUCUUAAUGGAUAUUUUAUUUUGUAAUAUUAUUAUUAUUAUUAUUGUUACAUAACAUUGCAUUAUUAUAAUAUUACAUUUGAUUGCAUAAAAAUAUUUAAUUACAUUAAAACUGUAUUUUUAACUCUCACUACUCAAAAUAUGGUAGAAAACAAUGUUAUACAUAGUUUAUAGGUAUAAUUUUAACUUCUAGAUAUUUAUUAGGGGCCCUCAGAUUUCCUGCGUCCAUAAGAAGCUGCUUACCUUGCUUAUUGGUUAAAUCUGCACUGGUGGAGUUUAUAUGAAAACGAGGAAUCUAUGGUGUCUGAGGCUCACAGUAUGCCCAUUUCCAUCUACUGAUCUUUUAUUAAUCUGCCAUACCAUGGCAUACUCAGAUUUUCAUUAUAGGGCACCUUUAACACUUGAAGUGUUGCAGAUGCCGUGAUGAUAUGUUGGUUCUGGAUUGAACUGCAAACCGAAAGCUCACAUCACAUGUCUUUUGUGAACCACAGAAUUGCCUUUCUGGCACACAUUUAUUGUGCAUGGAUUAGCACGAAUGUUUCAUGAUGUUUGCUAUUAAAUGAUGAGAAUAACAACAACUCGUACAUUUCAUUUUAUAGAAUGUAGCUAUCAGAAUGUGGGCCUAAAUUACUAAACAAAUGGUUUGAUUUUAGUUUACUUAAAUGUUAAUUCUGCCAUCAUUUCCUCAGCCUUCACUUAUCCAAAACUUGUUUGAGUUUCUUUUGUUGAACACAAAAGGAGAUAUUUUGAAGAAUGUUGAUUGCUGGCACCUAUUGGCUUCUAUAGUGUUUUUAUUUCUUAUUAUAGAAGUUGAUGAGUGUCAGCAACCAGCAUUCUUUAUAAUAACUUGUUUUGUGUUCAACAGAAAAAAAUAAACCCCAUAAGCAUUUCAAACCAUCUAGUGAACUAUUCCUUUCAGAUUCCAGUUCAUUAUUACUUUUUCUAAAUGUUUAUAAACAUUGCACUCUAUUUCUAGUCUGUAAGUUUCACAUCCGGGACUGGAAGUCAAUUAAAAACCAACUCUUACGUGAUCUCUUUGCAAUAUCAUUUAAAUAAGUGUAAAUGUUGACACCCGAAGCUUGAUGUGAACAAAACAGGAUGAGUCUCAGUCUGCUUCCACACUGACUCUGAUGGGGUUUGACUGUAAGCUGAACACAACACAAACUUCUAAAUGAACCAUAAAAGACUUGGUAACAAAACGAGACCAUAAAAAGGACAGAAUAAAGAAGCAUACCUGCUUUGUUCUUGUCGUGUUUAUGAUGCUGCCAGUUAUGGUUCAAAACCGGCAUCAGGAACUCAUAUCCUUGCUGCAGAUCUUCAUUUGUGUGAGAUGGAGGAAUUCCUGGAGUGGUUUUGACUGCUUUACAGAUUUAAUGUGGUUGUCACGAGCUCUCAACUGGUAAACAUAUCACAUUUAUGCAAAUAAAACAACUGCAUUUAGCCCAGCUCACAGCGUUUUUCUUUUUCUUAAACGACAAGAUUGAACAGAAUUUACCCUCAUAUAUUUUAAGUUGUCCUUGCAUGU
Molecule: messenger RNA, 3861 nt
Organism: Danio aesculapii
Lineage: Eukaryota; Metazoa; Chordata; Actinopteri; Cypriniformes; Danionidae
Exons: 1
Coding region: 72-908 (278 amino acids)
Source: RefSeq, a predicted model, not a curated record